AUGGCUUCAAUCACUAACCAUAAGCUCAACACUGGGGCUACUAUUCCCGCCAUUGGUUUUGGUACUUGGCAGGAUAAGGAUUCUCAAGAGAAGGCAGUUUUGGAGGCAUUGAAGGCGGGGUAUAGACACAUUGAUACAGCUAGAGUAUACGGCACUGAACCGGCAUGCGGUGCAGCCAUCAAGGCUUCAGGCAUUCCUCGAUCCGAACUCUUCAUCACAACCAAAUUAUGGAAUAAUAAGCACAAGCCAGAAGAUAUCGAACCAGCGCUCGAUGCUUCAUUAAAAGAUUUGGAUUUGGAUUAUGUCGAUUUAUACUUGAUGCAUUGGCCAUCUGCGUUCAAGUCCGGCGACGAAUUAAUGCCAAAGGUGGAUGGAAAGAUGCAGACUUCGGAUAUCUCAUACAUUGAAACUUAUAAAGCGAUGGAGAAGCUUAUCAAGACUGGAAAGACCAAGGCGAUUGGUAUCUCCAAUUUCUCCCGAAACGAGCUGGAGCAUUUGUUGAAGGAGACUUCGGUGGUUCCUGCGGCCCAUCAAUUGGAACUUCAUCCUUGGCUACAACAAACGGAGUUCUGUGAGUUCAAUAAGAGUAAGGGAAUUCAUAUCACACAAUAUUCUCCAUUCGGAAACCAGAAUGAGAUUUAUGACAGUGGAAAGAAUAUUCCCAAGUUGAUGGAUGACCCAACAAUCGUUGAAAUCGGUAAGAAAUAUAAUAAGACUGGAGCACAAGUAGCAUUAGCUUGGGGUAUUGCACAUGACCACUCUGUCAUUCCUAAAUCAAAGACGCCUUCUCGUAUAAAGGCCAACUUGGAGGGAGAUUUCAAACUCGAUGCUGAAGAUUUGAAGAAGUUAGAUGGGUUGGAUAGAAAGUUGAGGUUCAAUGAUGCUAGUGCAGGUUUUGGAUACAACUUCUAUUCAGAUCUUGAUGGCAAGAGGAAGAAUUAA
Sclerotinia borealis F-4128 is the source of this 942-nucleotide messenger RNA. The record is from the annotation of a GenBank genome assembly. Lineage: Eukaryota; Fungi; Ascomycota; Leotiomycetes; Helotiales; Sclerotiniaceae.